UGAUGGUUUUGAUGGUGUCAGAAAGUGUGUUGAAGUGAAUGAGAAUGAGAGAGUUGUUACGCGUGCGGCUGUGAAGUGAGGAAGUAUUGAGGAACUGGGUGUUUCUUUACAGAACGUUGAGAUGAUAAAAAGAAUACUGUGCACAUGUGCAGGUACGAGUGACUCUCUUCUUGUCUGUGCUGCCAGAAGAAGCGAAGACACAACAUGGUUCGGUGGUUCCACAGAGACAUCAGCGGCCUGCAGGCCGAGGACAUGCUGAAGAAUCGAGGUAUUCACGGCAGCUUUCUGGCUCGACCCAGCAAGAAAAACGUGGGAGACUUCUCGCUGUCUGUCAGGGUGGGCGAGCAAGUGACCCACAUCCGGAUCCAGAACACGGGAGACUACUACGACCUGUACGGCGGGGAGAAGUUUGCCACCCUGUCAGAGCUGGUGGAGUACUACACGGCUGAGAACGGCAUCCUGCAGGACAAGGACUCCACCAUUAUCGAGCUCAAAUACCCCCUCAACUGCUCCGACCCCACCACUGAGAGGUGGUAUCACGGUCACCUGUCUGGGCCCAACGCAGAGAAGAUGCUGUGUACGCGAGACGAGCCGGGGGUCUUCCUGGUCAGGGAGUCGCUGUCCAAACCCGGAGACUUUGUCCUGUCGGUGCUGACGGAGGAGAGGAGCAAAACUGGAGGAAAGAGGGUCUCCCACAUCAAGAUCAUGUGUCAGAAUGACAGGUACACGGUGGGAGGCUCAGAGAUGUUUGACACGCUGAUGGACUUGGUGGAGUUGUACAAACGCAAAGGCAUCGAGGAGAUCUCUGGGAACUGGGUUCAUCUGAAGCAGCCGUAUUACUCCACCAGGGUAAAUGCAGCAGAUAUCGACAACAGGGUGAAACUGCUGGAUCAAAAGACGCCGCAGGAUGGCGAGGGAGAGAAGAUUAAGGCGGGCUUCUGGGAGGAGUUUGACGCUCUUCAAAAGUUUGAGGCAAAGGUGAAGAAGAGUCGAGAGGAGGGCCAGAGGCCUGAAAAUAAGAGCAAGAACAGAUACAAGAACAUUCUUCCCUUCAACGACACCAGAGUCAUCCUGCAGGACACGGAUCCUCAAGUUGUGGGUUCAGAUUACAUCAACGCCAACUACGUGAGAAACAAACUGUCGGAGUCCGGACAGCAGAAAGUUUACAUCGCCACCCAGGGUUGCCUAGCAACGACGGUCAACGAUUUCUGGCAGAUGGUAUGGCAGGAGAACUCGAGGGUGAUCGUCAUGACAACAAGAGUGGUCGAGAAACAGCGGAAUAAAUGUGCGCCAUACUGGCCCGACCUUCAGAGCUCCAAGGCGUUCGGUCCCUUCAUGGUGACCUCGAGUUCAGAGCGGGAAGCUAUUGAUUACACGGUCCGGGUUUUGGAGAUCGCUCCUGUGGACGAGCCAAAACGUUCUCGUACCAUCUGGCACUACCAGUACAUGAGCUGGCCGGACCACGGCGUCCCUGAGGAGCCGGGUGGUGUCCUCAGCUUCCUCGGUCAAGUGAACUCUAAACAGGCCGCCUAUCCCGAUGCUGGACCCAUGGUCAUCCACUGCAGCGCUGGAAUCGGCCGAACGGGCACGAUCGUGGUGAUCGACAUGAUCCUCCAGACCAUUGAGACUAUAGGUCUGGACUGUGAUCUUGACAUCCCCAAGUACAUCCAGAUGGUGCGAGAGCAGCGCUCCGGCAUGGUGCAGACGGAGGCCCAGUACAAGUUCAUCUACCUGUCUGUAUCCGAGUGCAUACAGACCACCAAGGCCAAAGACUGUGCAUCCAUGGAGUGUGAGACAGAGUAUGGAAAUCUGCAACUCAAGCACCAACCAGCGAGCAGGAUGGUCUCAAAAACCAAGGAGGACGUUUACGAGAAUCUGUCUAAAGGAAAGAAAGAUGUGAAGAAGACAAAGUCGGACAAGAAAAGUGGCUCCCUGAAGAAAAGAUAGAAGACGCUUUUUAUCAAUGUGUUGUUGUAUUUAUGCAGGCUCUCUUUUGUUAAAGAAUUUAUAUUUUGGAUGCGACAAAAUACAAUUAAUUUGUGAAAUUACCCGGUGGACAUCUGGAUGCUUGGUUGAGAAUAAAGUCACAACAUGUGUGAACACU
Molecule: messenger RNA, 2104 nt
Organism: Cottoperca gobio
Lineage: Eukaryota; Metazoa; Chordata; Actinopteri; Perciformes; Bovichtidae
Gene: ptpn6
Product: protein tyrosine phosphatase non-receptor type 6
Exons: 15
Coding region: 205-1947 (580 amino acids)
Biological process (GO): peptidyl-tyrosine dephosphorylation; intracellular signal transduction; mitotic cell cycle
Cellular component (GO): cytoplasm
Molecular function (GO): non-membrane spanning protein tyrosine phosphatase activity; phosphotyrosine residue binding
Source: RefSeq, a predicted model, not a curated record